AUGAUCGAUAAAUUUCAUAAAUUUUCAAAAGAGACUCCAAUUACAUAUCUCUUUUUUUUAUAGUUAUAGAAGGAAAGACAUGACAUUUGUAAAACAAAAUUUUUAGAUUUAUUUAUUAGAUUAAAAAGUUUAAGUAAAGAAUUAUAUAUUAAUAGAUAUAGUUUCGAUUUAGGAAAUUCAAAUUUCAAAUAAUUUUUUAUUGAUUACUAAAAUUAGAAAAAUUUAUUCACUUUCAAACAGUCAACUUUAGACUUAAAAACAAAUUGA
Molecule: messenger RNA, 267 nt
Organism: Paramecium pentaurelia
Lineage: Eukaryota; Ciliophora; Oligohymenophorea; Peniculida; Parameciidae
Source: the annotation of a GenBank genome assembly